Lotus japonicus is the source of this 3398-nucleotide messenger RNA. Its product is annotated as replication factor C subunit 1. Gene Ontology annotation, cellular component: nucleus; DNA replication factor C complex. Gene Ontology annotation, biological process: DNA replication; DNA repair. The transcript has 22 exons. Gene Ontology annotation, molecular function: DNA clamp loader activity; ATP hydrolysis activity; ATP binding. The record is from RefSeq and is a predicted model, not a curated record. Bases 149 to 3028 code for a protein of 959 amino acids. Lineage: Eukaryota; Viridiplantae; Streptophyta; Magnoliopsida; Fabales; Fabaceae.
AAACAAACUUUACCUAAGCUUGUUCCUUCUCAAACAAGCCCUAUUUUAUUUUGAUUGAUUUUCUUAUUAGAGAGUCAUUAGUCCCGAUCAUAGUGUCACACACACUCACCCAAAGCAAAGGUUUCUCUUCUCCCGCUUCUCCGCACAAAUGAGUGACAUACGAAAGUGGUUCAUGAAAUCACAUGAAAAGGCAAACAAUGCCGCUGCUCCCAAACCUUCCAAUCCACCCAAGCCUUCUUCUGCGGUCAAACCCGACCCGGACAAAACGGUGCCGGAAGGUCAAGGAAGUUCAGGGAGAAAGAUAACUAGCAAAUAUUUUAAUAAAGAUAAACAAAAGCCGAAAGAUGAGAAAGAAACCCAGGAGCUCCCUGCUAAGAGAAAGAAUGGGAAGGACUGCGAGGAGUUACCGGAGUCUCGUCCUUUGAAGAAAAUUCACAAAGCUGAUGAGGAUGAGGGAGAUGAUGACUGUGUCUUGGUGGCUGGUAAGAAGAAGGUAGCUGAUUCCACGCCAACAAAGAAAUUGAAGAGUGGAUCGGGUAGGGGGGUCCCCAAGAAAUCUGCGGAUUUGGAAGAAGAUGAUGAAGAUGAUGGGAAAGAAGCUGCCACUCCUGCUAAAUCUGGCGGAAGGGGUCGUGGUGGAAGAGGAGCAUCAGCACAAGCAGCUGGUGGGAGAGGUAGAGGGGGUGGUGGUAGGGGUGGAUUCAUGAAUUUUGGAGAAAGAAAAGAUCCUCCACACAAGGGAGAAAAGGAAGUCCCUGAAGGUGCUCCUGACUGUUUAGCUGGUUUAACUUUCGUAAUCAGCGGAACACUGGACAGUUUGGAACGAGAAGAAGCAGAAGAUUUGGUUAAACGCCAUGGUGGCCGUGUCACUGGAUCAGUCAGCAAGAAAACGAAUUAUUUGUUAUGUGAUGAAGAUAUUGGGGGACGGAAGUCCGAAAAAGCUAAAGAGCUAGGAACAAAAUUCCUCACAGAGGAUGGGUUGUUUGAUAUGAUUCGUGCAUCAAAACCUUCAAAAGCUACCUCACAAGAAGAAUGCAAGAAACCUCUGAAUAAGGCUGUUGCAGUAGCACCCCAGACAAAAAGUGCCCCAAAAGCUGAAGCAAAGGUCUCUUUGUCUUCACGCUCACCUUCCAACCAAUUCAAGCUGAAGACAGCAACUGCUACUCAGUAUUCUUUGACGUGGACAGAGAAAUAUCGGCCUAGAGAUCCAAAGGAUAUCAUAGGGAAUCAGUCACUUGUGUCUCAACUUCGAAAUUGGUUAAAAGCUUGGCAUGAGCAAUUUUCGGUUUCUGGUAACAAAAAACAUGGAAAAAAGCAAAGUGAUUCGGGUGCCAAAAAAGCUGUUUUGUUAAGUGGAACCCCUGGUAUAGGAAAAACAACUUCAGCAAAGUUGGUCUGUCAGGAGCUUGGUUUCCAGGCCAUAGAGGUGAAUGCUAGUGAUAGCCGUGGAAAAGCUGAUGGCAAAAUUGAAAAAGGAAUUAGUGGAAGCAAUGCAAAUACUAUGAAGGAACUUGUAACCAAUGAGGCUCUCGGCAUUAAUAUGGAUCGGUCAAAGCUUUCCAAAACUGUGCUUAUUAUGGAUGAGGUUGAUGGGAUGUCAGCUGGUGAUAGGGGUGGUGUUGCUGAUCUCAUUGCCAGCAUCAAGAUGUCAAAAGUUCCUAUUAUUUGCAUUUGCAAUGACCGUUACAGCCAGAAACUGAAAAGCCUUGUGAACUACUGUUUGCUUCUUAGUUUUCGGAAGCCUACAAAGCAACAGAUGGCAAAGAGAUUGAUGGAUGUUGCAAAGGCUGAAGGGCUUCAAGUUAAUGAGAUUGCUCUUGAGGAACUAGCAGAAAGAGUUAAUGGAGAUAUGCGCAUGGCACUAAACCAGCUACACUAUAUGAGCCUCUCCAUGUCAGUUAUCAACUACGAUGAUAUUAGGAAGCGCUUACUUAACAAUGCGAAGGAUGAAGACAUUUCACCAUUCACAGCUGUUGAUAAGCUUUUUGGUUUUAAUGCUGGAAGGUUGAGAAUGGAUGAGAGAAUUGAUCUUAGCAUGAGUGAUCCUGAUCUUGUCCCUCUUCUUAUCCAGGAAAAUUAUAUUAAUUAUAGACCAAGCUCGGCCGGUGAAGAUGACAGUGGUAUAAAACGCAUGAACCUGAUUGCCCGAGCUGCUGAGUCUAUUGCUGAUGGGGACAUAGUGAACGUUCAGAUUCGCAGAUAUCGACAGUGGCAGCUCUCUCAAACUAGUUCUGUUGCAUCAUGUAUAAUUCCUGCUGCAUUAUUGCAUGGACAACGGGAAACACUUGAACAGGGAGAGCGGAAUUUUAAUCGGUUUGGUGGAUGGCUGGGUAAGAACUCAACAAUGGGUAAAAACAUGAGGCUUUUGGAUGAUCUGCAUGUUCACAUUCUUGCAUCUCGUGAAUCUAGCUCUGGAAGGGAUACUAUUCGCUUGGAAUACCUUACCCUUUUUCUUAAACAAUUGGUAGAACCUCUUCGAGUCCUGCCUAAGGCUGAAGCUGUUCAGAAAGUUGUGGACUUUAUGAAUACUUACUCAAUCAGUCAGGAAGACUUUGAUACUAUAAUCGAGUUAUCAAAAUUCAAGGGUCAUCCUAAUCCGCUAGAUGGCAUACAGGCUGCUGUUAAGUCAGCCUUGACAAAAGCAUACAAAGAGCAAAGCAAAUCUCGGAUGGUUCGAGCUGCAGAUCUAGUCACUCUUCCUGGAAUAAAGAAGGCACCUAAGAAGCGAAUUGCUGCUAUUCUAGAACCAAAUGAUGAAGCAGAACAAGUUGAUGGUGACACCUUGGAUGAGAGUGAAGAAGAGAACACCUCUGACACAGAGGAUUUGGGCACCACCACUGGUGAGAAGCUGCAGUCAGAACUUCAAAGUUUGAAUUCAAAGGCCACGCAAGUACAAUUGGAGUUGAAGGGAACGGAAAAAUCGAGUUCCAAUAAGACAUCCGGUGGUAGAGGUAGAGGUAGAGGUGCUUCUGCAUCUGCGCAGAAGGAUGCUCCAGCUUCAAGAGCUGCUGCAAAAAGAAAGAGGUGAUUAAACAAUAUGCCUCUUUCUGGGGAUCCUACUGCGAAAGAGUUGCAUAUGAACCCUGGUAGAGGUAAAGGUGCUUCUGCAUCUGUGUAGAAGGAUGCUCCAACUUCAAGAGCUGCUGCAAAAAGAAAGGUGAUUAAACAAUAUGCCUUUUUCUGGGGAUCCUACUGCGAAAGAGUUGCAUAUGAACCCUGGUAUUUGUGUAAUUGAUGUUAGGUGUUUAUAAAUUUUGAGUUUACUUUUAGUAAAUUUUCCAAGGAGGACCCCAUGAACCAUGGAUUACUUGAUGUUCUUAGAAUCCAGAUGAUGUCCUCAUUAUAACCUUGCAUGCUACAAUGUGAAGAAUUCCUAACUUGAGCUGUUACUUUUAUUC